AUGGAAAGGAAGCUGAAUCCUUAUACGGAUGAUAAUGCCAUGUACAUUAAGGAUAGGUUGAUGAAUUUCUUCUCGGAUUAUCUUGAUUCUGAUGGGGGAGGUGCGACUGCAGAGAUACUUGAUAACUAUGAAUUUCACGAGGAAAGGUUUAGGACCAAUAUGGUUAUGAGUGCAAAGCCCCUGUCCUCAAUUUUGGCGUUUGUGGAGGAGGCUUGUUCGGCCAUAAAGAUGAGUGAGUUGUUCAGUAGGGAGUUUCUGUCUAAUCGGGCUGGGAAUGGGUUGACUAUGGCAGAGUGUUUAUAUGCUGGUCUUCAGGGAUGGGAUUUUCUUCAUUUGUUUCUGGAUCGAGAUGUGUCUAUACAAAUUGGGGGAACUGAUCAAUGGGCGAAUAUGAUUACUGGAUUGGAUUUGAUAAGGAAACACAUUAUGAAGGAUCAGUUUCUUAGGGAGGACGAGAUACAGGAUGCACCCAAAAUGAUGCAUGCUGGAGUUAUGACCUUUCCGAUACUGGAGGAUCAGAAGGGGGUUAAAUUUGGGAAGAGCGAGGGGAAUGCCAUCAAGAUACUGGAGGAGGAUAAUAGGAAUGUUUAUGAAUUGAGGCAGUAUCUGAUUAAUCUGGAUGAUGCUGACAUUAGGAAGUACAUGCUUCAGCUGACGAGUCUUCCUGUAGACGAGAUAGAUAUGUUGGUUGCAGAAAAUAUCAUAGAAGCUAAGAAGAGAUUGGCUGAUUGUUUGUGUUCGGAUAUAUUUGGAACUGCGAAGUCGAAUGCAUCUGCAUUGGCUUCCAGUCAGUUAUUUAAGGGAAUUGUGGGGGCUAAGAACUAUAAGGAUCUUGUUAGUCUCUCGGAAUUAAUUCCUACAUACACUUGCAUGUGGGAGGAGGGAAUACAGAUCUACUCACUGUUUGAGGCACUUGGAUUUGUUUCUUCUAAGUCUGAAUUCAAUAGGUUGGUGAACAGCAAAGGGAUAUCGGUGGCCAAGGCCCCAUGGGAUGACAUGGUUCAUAAUAAAUUCAGAUUGAAGUCCAGUUAUGUUUUCUGGGAUGUGGAUAAUGAUGCCAACAGGGGAAUAGUGCUUAUCAAGAAGGGUAAGAAACAAGUGGGAUUGAUAAGGGUAUUAAAGAAGCCCCUUGAACUACAGAAUAACGACUAG
Rattus rattus (black rat) is the source of this 1152-nucleotide messenger RNA. RefSeq names its product tyrosine--tRNA ligase-like. Gene Ontology annotation, biological process: tyrosyl-tRNA aminoacylation. The transcript has a single exon. Gene Ontology annotation, molecular function: tyrosine-tRNA ligase activity; RNA binding; ATP binding. Bases 1 to 1152 code for a protein of 383 amino acids. The record is from RefSeq and is a predicted model, not a curated record. Gene Ontology annotation, cellular component: cytosol. Lineage: Eukaryota; Metazoa; Chordata; Mammalia; Rodentia; Muridae.